This is a messenger RNA of Sardina pilchardus (European sardine), 1089 nucleotides long. RefSeq lists its product as uncharacterized. The record is from RefSeq and is a predicted model, not a curated record. The transcript is spliced from 7 exons. NCBI's taxonomy places the organism in Eukaryota, Metazoa, Chordata, Actinopteri, Clupeiformes, Clupeidae. The coding region runs from base 39 to 1034 and encodes 331 amino acids.
GUGAAGCUAGAGGAGAGAAUGGUUGCUUCUUGGGAGCCAUGAGCGCCCUCUUGAACGCCAUCAGACACCGGCUAAGACCAAAGCGAAGACAACAGAGGACCAAGAACCACCGGAUCUGUUGCAACUCUGCUAUGGCCAAGAGAAAGUUGGCAAAAGGGAGAGAACCGACCUGGGCCUAUUCUGGGCUUAACGCCAAGCCGAGCAAGCUAAACCGUAUUGCUAAAGGCACAUCUGCUAACGCAGAACUCCAGGAAAGACUUAAGUCAUCUGUGCAGGCUUUUGAAGAGAAGCGCAAGCCACACUGGGUGGUUCUCCAGCCUGCUGAACCAGCGGGUCAAGCAGAGGUAAUAAUGGAGAACACUGAGGCUGGAGAGGACCCUGCUAAACAACCAAGGGAUAUGGCAAGCAUGAACAACACUCAGCUUGGAGAGAAUCCUCAUGAACCAGCAACUGGCCCUGACUCCAUUUGCCCUGUCCCAUCUGACUGGACUCUUGAACAAGUCAUGGAGAAUCUUAAGUCAUCAGCAGACGAUGACGAGGGAGACCAAGCUGGCCCUGACUCCAUUUACCCUGUCCCAUCUGACUGGACUCUUGAACACCUCAUGGAGAAUCUUAAGUCAUCAGCAGACGAUAACAAGGGAGACCAAGCUGGCCCUGGCUCCAGUUCCCCUGUCCCAUCUGACUGGACUCUUGAACACCUCAUGGUGAAUCUGAAGUCAUCGGCAGACAAGGAAGAGGGAGACAAAGCAGGCCCUGGCUCCAGUUCCCCUGUUCCAUCUGAAUAUGCUCUUGACCACCUCAUGGAGGAACAGAGUUCAUCAGUGGAUGAGACUGGAGAGGAUCUUCAGCCUAAUGAUCCACCAAGCUGGCGUCUGACACAUGACCAGAUGUAUUGGGAUGUGACUGGACAAGAUAGAGUGGCCAUCAUGCACUCGGGCCCUUUCAGUUUCGUUGUCCCAUCUAAAUGGGCCUUUGACCAUGUGAGUGGGUGUGAGGAGCAGGACAGUCGUCCAUACGCCAUGGUCUUCUACUGACAGCCAAGCAGACGGCUACAUCUACAGUACUACCACUCAACUGCUCAGCUGCCUU